Molecule: messenger RNA, 1245 nt
Organism: Darwinula stevensoni
Lineage: Eukaryota; Metazoa; Arthropoda; Ostracoda; Podocopida; Darwinulidae
Source: the annotation of a GenBank genome assembly
CAUCCUUCAGGUGAAAGCAUGCUUCGUUCUUACCUCUGAGUCGCAUUUUGCUUCCUCGCCCGGCACUCCCAUCUUUCUUUUUGAACUGAAGUUUUUGUUGCGACCAAAACUGCAUCAUGAAAGGGUACUUCUGGCGGAAGACCCUUCGGAUACAGGAACUCGAAGCAAGGAAGAGUUUCCGCACCGAAGCGAUUCGAAAGAUGGAGGAUCAUCCAUCGGAUCAUCCGAUCGGCGGAACCUGGCCUCGGGGGAAGCACCGCGCCGUGGAGGAGGAAAAGCACUCGGAGAAGGCUCGGCUCGUCCUGCCUGCCUCUGCUCCGGCGACGCCUCGACCUUCGUCGCCGCUCGCUCGCGGUCAGUCGUUCGCGGGGGAGAAUCGGAGCGAGAGGAUGAAGAUGGAGAGGAUGAGACUGCUCAAGCAGGCCAUUGGGCGUCCGAUCAACUUUCAGCACGUCUGCCACCUUGGUUUCAAUCGUAAAACGGGGGAAUUUUCUUUGGCCUCCGGUCAGGUGCCUAUUGAAGCCCUCUGCAGUCUUCCCGGCCAGCAGGAGUCCUCACCUCACAAGAGAAAGUUUGUGAUCAAGUUUUUGGAGACCCCUCAAGGAACGGAGGCAACGAUCGAAGAACUAUCGAGCGAUUACUUUCCCCCCGAAAAACAAGGAAAUCCCCUCGAGAAAAAAGCAAAAAGCAUGCCACCCUUGCCACCAAAGAGAACCUCCUCGGCCAAUCAUCUCCUGUCGCAUAAAAACAAGGAAGAAACGUGUGACCUUGUUACAUCUACCUCAGAACCUGUGAUAUUUUCACCACCUUCACCUUCACCUCCAGCUCCACCUCCACCUCCACCUCCACCUCCACCACCUCCUCUCAUUUAUAUUCAGGAUGAAAAUGACACAAGUCUCAUUCAGAGUCCUUGGCCUUCAAUUGCAGAGGACAUGGAAGUCGAGGAAAAAGAAUGCGAAACGAUCACCCUCGUAAACCGAGAGUCCCUCUUCGAAGAAAUCCGUCGAGGAGUCACAUUAAGACGCGCGAAAGACAUCCGAGUGAUGAAAGCAUACGAAGUGGAAGAAGACAUCCUCCGGCAGGUCCUCCGCUGUCGCUCCUCCGCGUUUCUUCCCUCCGAGUGCGACUCCGAGCGAGAAUCCGACUGGGACGACGACGACUUUUGAAUUCAUUCAUUCCCCACGACGAUUGCUUUUGCAAUGUUUGCUUGUUUCAAAAUAAAUUUACUGCCGUCGUGCAUUUCUC